AUGGAGGUUGAUUCCGCUGCUGAGGCAAGCUCUUGGCAGCUGGAGGAGGUGCUGGCUUGGAGCGAGGACGAGACGCUCGAUGUUCGUGAGGAGGAAGUUGCUGGGCUUCCUUCGACGCCGGCAAAGGCGAAGAUACCGAUGGCGAGCCUUCGCCUGCAGGUGGUGCAGGCCUCUGGGGACCAUCUCCAGAUUGAGAACCUAGAGUUUCCCAACCUCGAAGACGAGACCGGCAACUUUGGGGAGAAAACCAUGGACAACGCAGUGGCGAUAUUGAUGGCGAAGACUGGACGCGGCUUCAGCCUGCGUGAAGAGAGAGAACAAAACGAAGCUUUAACGAAAAAGCAGGAGAAGAUUUCCCCCGUGCGAAACAGAUGGGGCUACCUAUGGAUCAAGUGCUGCCAGGGGGGGAAGCCGAGAGGGUUGUGUUGUGAGCCCCGUGCGGUAAGGGUUUACGACGAGUCAAAUGGCGUCCGCAACGCAACCUUCUAUCUCCAACGAGGAUAUGUGCCGUUCAGUGGGAAUGCGGCCGAAUUCUCGGGCUGGGUGACCCUGACGAGAUCCUUGCUGUUUGAGGCUGGCUUGCAUAAGAUUCUGUCUGGUGCGGAGACGGCUCCCAAUCCUCUGGAGGAGGGAGCGACCUCUGCAGCUGCUUUCGCGCACGAGAGAGCCAUCCUCAACUUCCAAGAGAAGAACGGCAAGUUGUACACGCGGUUGCUGCUGGCUACGUCGGACGGCCCGGACGGAUAUUCCAGCCCAGCUUCGCAGGUAGUACAGCAGUACGGACCUGUCGGGGACGAGGAGUAUGGUGACGGACGAGCUGCGUUCGUAGCUCUUGACAAGAAAUACCGUGUCGAAGGUGUCUUUAGCAUGCAACAACAUCAUGACGAGUUUGCCUCCGUCGCGGUCACGGCAGCUGACAAGUUCGAUCCGGCACGUGCGGUCCAACAGUUGCGCCGCAUCUGUGACGGGCUCGGUAAGCUAGGCGACAACAUUGUGAAGGCAAGACAGCGUGCCACCGUUUUUCACGCCAUGCGAAUCCGCGGGAAGUGUCUGACCAUGAUGGUGGUUCAGGCAGCCACGGCCGUGUGUUCAACACUGUCAAGCACGGAGGCGCACGUGGUUUCCGCAAACGCGGUGGACGCGGCGAACGCGGCGGUCGCGGCGGUCGCCGAGGGCGGCAAAACUGCGAAGGGUUCGACCAGCUCGGACGGGAACAACCGCAACAACGGCGGCGGAACCUCCGGAGGAGCCUGCGCGGGAAAUGCGCAGGGCGCACGCGAGAAUGAUCGCGACAGCCAAGCCUCUGGGGGGAAAGGUGCGGGAAUGCACAAGGGGCGUUGCCGGAACGAGGCGGAGGAUGCCAAAGAAAAGGCGCACACCACACAGGACUCCACCACGGAGGCAUGGUUCACGCGGGUCGAGGUGGCCGGCGAUGAGCUUGAAAAAUUCGCCAUCGCUUUCGGUGAUGACGCCCAGGAGUUGAAGGCGCCUGCUGCGGCGCUGCCAGAGGAGCGCGCUGUUGACGAGGACCCGGUCCAGGAUACGCCCGUGGCUUUGCCGGAUCGUCUCUUCAUCUACGACCCGCAGGCACUGCAGGUGCCUGCUGCGGCGCUGCCAGAGAAUCGCGCCGCUGGAGUCGAGCAGGUGCACAAUGCGCCUGUGAUGGCGCUGCCGGAUGGCCUCGUCGUCUGCGACCCGCAGGCACUGCAGGUGCCUGCUGCGGCGCUGCCAGAGAAUCGCGCCGCUGGAGUCGAGCAGGUGCACAAUGCGCCUGUGAUGGCGCUGCCGGAUGGCCUCGUCGUCUGCGACCCGCAGGCACUGCAGGUGCCUGCUGCGGCGCUGCCAGAGAAUCGCGCCGCUGGAGUCGAGCAGGUGCACAAUGCGCCUGUGAUGGCGCUGCCGGAUGGCCUCGUCGUCUGCGACCCGCAGGCACUGCAGGUGCCUGCUGCGGCGCUGCCAGAGAAUCGCGCCGCUGGAGUCGAGCAGGUGCACAAUGCGCCUGUGAUGGCGCUGCCGGAUGGCCUCGUCGUCUGCGACCCGCAGGCACUGCAGGUGCCUGCUGCGGCGCUGCCAGAGAAUCGCGCCGCUGGAGUCGAGCAGGUGCACAAUGCGCCUGUGAUGGCGCUGCCGGAUGGCCUCGUCGUCUGCGACCCGCAGGCACUGCAGGUGCCUGCUGCGGCGCUGCCCGAGGAGCGCGCUGCUGAUGAGGACCCGGUGCCUACUGCGGUACCACCAGCGGAGGGUGUGGCUGGGGAUGGACCAGCGGAACGCCCGGCUGGAUCUACGGAGCUGCCAGCGGAGGGUGCGGCUGGAGAUGGACCAGCGGAGCGCCCGGCUGGAGAUCAGCAGGCCGAGGAUGCGUAUGAGACUACCGAGUUGGUAAGGUACACCAACGUGUUUCAGGUGCCUACUGCGGUACCACCAGCGGAGGGUGUGGCUGGGGAUGGACCAGCGGAACGCCCGGCUGGAUCUACGGAGCUGCCAGCGGAGGGUGCGGCUGGAGAUGGACCAGCGGAGCGCCCGGCUGGAGAUCAGCAGGCCGAGGAUGCGUAUGAGACUACCGAGUUGGUAAGGUACACCAACGUGUUUCAGGUGGACGCUCAAUCUCGCAUGUCCAAACACGUUUUGAAUCCAGUGGACUGCGCCGUUCGUAUCAUCGGGUCGUGUGGCACGUCUAGCGCUACCAAGAAAGGUACCCUGAAGUUCGGGAUUCGCAAUGCUCACGACGAAGUGGUAAAAGUGGCGUUGGACAUUCUGCUGGUUCGAGACCUAGGAGCGAACAUCUUGUCGGUUGGAGCGUUGGCUGAAAAGGGGGUGAAGUGUGAUCUCAUGUCUACCCCUCCGGCGCUCCGCCGCGGCGACCAGACUUCUCUCAUUUCAACCGCUGUGCCUCAAAUGUACGUGAUGAACGUCAUCGUCGACGACCUCAACCUGGACGAUGUAGUCGUGUAUCACACCAAGGUUGACGCUCACCUGUGGCAUCGAAGGAUGGGUCACUGCAAUCCUCGUGCGCUACAGCAGGUGGCUGACAGGGGUUCCACCGGUAUGAGCUUCCAUCGUAAAAUCGAAUCAGGUGACUGCAGUGGCGCCGUGAUGUUUACUGACGACGCUUCGCGCAUGAGGUUCGGCUUCCCCAUCAAGACGAAAGACGAAACGGCGGAGGCCCUCCAAUCGCUUUUCCGGGACGUUGCCGAUGCGCUCGGGCAAAGCAUCGGUACGGUGCACUGCGAUGGCGGAGCAGAGUUCAAGGGCAGGUUCUUGGAGCUGUGCAAGUCGGUUGGAAUUACGGACAACAGCAGCCCCCCCUACGUUCCGAAAGGGAAUGCCAUCGCGGAGCGUGGGUUGGGUACAAUCAUCGGCACUAUGUGCAAGAUGCUCCUGGGGGCGCCGCACCUUCCCGGCGAGCUGUGGGCUGAGGCUUUUCCGACCGCCAUUUAUCUCAAGAAUCGCACAUCGACUGACGUCCUGGGCGGUAAGGCCCCACUCGAGGUAUGGGAGAGUAAGCCGCUCGGGAAAAUGUUACACAUCCACGAGUGGGGUUCGUUGGCGUUUAAGCACGAGGAGACGCGCUUCCGGUCGAGCAAGCUGGCGGCCAGGGCCAAGAAAAUGUACCUGGUCGGCUAUAAUCCCGAGAGUAGGUCGUACAGGCUGUGGGACCCAGCGGAGCCUUUCAAAAUCACCAAAUCUGCCAAGGGCACGACCCGUUUCCUGCGCCGAAUGUGUCAGCCUGGCGCGGUAGGAUCUCGCGAAAGUGAAGAUGAAGACACAACCCCCACAGGGCCGCCGCCGGUGGCUCCGGGACCUCGUCGGAGCGACAGGACCUCCGUGGCGCCGCAGCGGCUGAACCUGUUUACGACGGAGGAGGAUGCGUACGAGAGAAUCGAGCAUGCCCUGGUGACGGGUAGCGACGUCGGCAACAUCGGGAGUGGACGUCCCGGUGAAGUGGACUCGACGGCUACGAGGCAAACGGUGAUGGCUGUCUCGUCGGCUGAGGCGGAGUAUGUUGCAAUGUCCAAGGCCUGCAAGAUGAUCCUCUACUGGCGCCACCUACUCAAGACUAUCAACCUGGAGCAGAAGGAAGCAACGAUAUUGUAUGAAGAUAGUACUGGUGCCAUUUCAACUAGCAAGUCCAACAAAUCGACUCAACAUAACAAACACAUCGAUGUCAACUACCACCACGUUCGUUCCCUAAUCGUUGACAAGGUAGUGGACGUAAAGAAGAUCGGAACUGACUGCCAAUGA
Ectocarpus sp. CCAP 1310/34 is the source of this 4242-nucleotide messenger RNA. NCBI's taxonomy places the organism in Eukaryota, Phaeophyceae, Ectocarpales, Ectocarpaceae. The record is from the annotation of a GenBank genome assembly.